UGGUCAAUGGAAGGUACCAUUCGUUGUGCUGCAAAUUACGUUCCUCUUUCUCCAAUUAGCUUUUUGGAGAGAGCUGCUAUUGUAUACAGAGACAGAUUAUCAGUUGUUUAUGGUGAUCAUGUUAAGUUUACUUGGCAGGAGACUCAUCAACGAUGUGUGAAACUUGCUUCUUCAAUCGCUUAUCGGUUUCAAAUUUCUCGUGGAGAUGUUGUUGCUGUCCUAGCUCCAAACAUCCCGGAAAUGUACGAGCUCCAUUUCGCAGUUCCGAUGGCCGGAGCUGUUCUUUGCACCCUCAACAUCCGUCACGAUUCAAAAACGGUGUCAACGUUGCUUAAACAUUCAAAUGCCAAACUCAUAUUCGUUGAUCACCAGUUUAUCGAUAUUGUCAAAGGCGCAAUUGAGAUCAUAUCGAAAUCACCGGCCACAGUGCCUCAAAUUGCCUUGAUCUCGGAUUCCGGUAAACUUCAGGCACUUCCGAAGUCGGACAUUGCCGAAUAUGAAGCCCUUUUGGCAAUGGGAAGUCUUGAUUUUGAGAUUAGGAGACCGAUUGACGAGUGUGAUCCGAUUGCGCUUACUUAUACUUCGGGUACGACUUCAAGUCCGAAAGGGGUGGUUUAUAGUCACCGGGGAGCGUAUUUGAACUCGUUAGUCGGGAUUUUACUUAAUGAAAUGCGGUCUAUGCCAGUUUACUUAUGGACGGUUCCAAUGUUUCAUUGCAACGGGUGGUGUAUGACGUGGGCCGUGGCGGCCCAGGGCGGCACCAAUGUGUGCCUCCGGACGGUGACCGCGAAGGGGAUUUUCGGAUCCAUAUCUCGACACCGGGUGACACACAUGGGUGGCGCACCCACGGUUUUGAACAUGAUAAUUAACGCGCAAGAAACUGACCGGGUCCCGCUUCUAGCGAAAGUGACGGUGAUGACGGGUGGAGCACCUCCGCCUUCGCAGGUGCUGUUUGGUAUGCGGCAGCUGGGGUUUGAUGUAUGUCACGCGUAUGGUUCUACGGAGACGUAUGGUCCGGGUACAGUGUGCCUCCCAAAACCCGAGUGGGACGCACUACCGUUGGAAACUCAAGCGAAACUUAAGUCACGACAAGGUUUGAAUCACUUGGGCUUAGAAGAAGUCGAUGUUAAAGACCCGGUGACAAUGAAAAGUGUCGCAUGGGACGCGAAAACAAUCGGCGAGGUCAUGUUCCGAGGAAACACAAUAAUGAAUGGGUACGCAAACAAUAUUAAAGCGACACAAGAUGCUUUUAAAGACGGGUGGUUUCGGAGUGGGGAUUUAGCUGUUCGACAUUCGGAUGGGUACAUCGAAUUCAAAGAUCGCUCCAAAGACAUAAUAAUAUCCGGUGGCGAGAAUAUUAGUACGAUCGAGGUGGAAUCCGUGCUUUUUGGCCAUCCGGCGGUACUUGAGGUCGCGGUCGUGGGCCGGCCCGACGAGCAUUGGGGCGAGACCCCGUGCGCUUUUGUGGAGCUAAAACAAGGAUACAGGGUAAAAGAAGAUGAGUUAAUAACCUACUGCCAAAAAAACUUGCCGCGAUAUAUGGCGCCUAGAACUGUCGUGUUUCGAGAGUUGCCAAAGACGUCGACCGGGAAGACACAGAAGUAUGUGCUCCGGGAACAGGCCAAGGCGAUGGGGAGUUUGUCGUUGAGAGGGAAGAGCAAAUUAUAAGGUUGUAGCGUCUGCAUUAUCUUUUGUCCUAUAAUAAUGGUUGGAAUUUAAUAAUUUUGACAUUUGAAAUGGUUGUUAUUUGUUUA
Molecule: messenger RNA, 1754 nt
Organism: Helianthus annuus (common sunflower)
Lineage: Eukaryota; Viridiplantae; Streptophyta; Magnoliopsida; Asterales; Asteraceae
Product: probable acyl-activating enzyme 1, peroxisomal
Exons: 2
Coding region: 7-1668 (553 amino acids)
Source: RefSeq, a predicted model, not a curated record